Heterostelium album PN500 is the source of this 5724-nucleotide messenger RNA. RefSeq names its product HEAT repeat domain-containing protein (gene mtaA). Gene Ontology annotation, cellular component: centrosome; spindle pole; kinetochore. Bases 1 to 5724 code for a protein of 1907 amino acids. The transcript has 5 exons. Gene Ontology annotation, molecular function: microtubule plus-end binding; microtubule plus end polymerase activity. Lineage: Eukaryota; Evosea; Eumycetozoa; Acytosteliales; Acytosteliaceae. The record is from RefSeq and is a predicted model, not a curated record. Gene Ontology annotation, biological process: establishment or maintenance of microtubule cytoskeleton polarity; microtubule polymerization; centrosome duplication.
AUGGCAGAUGAAGAAACACCAUCUGGAUCUAUUGAAGAUCGUAUUUCUCAUAAGAAUUGGAGGUGGCGUGUUAGUGGGUUCGAAGAAUUGACAAUCAAGUUUAAGAAUUCAUUCGAAACCACUGGAUCACUGUUCAAUGAGCACGGUCCAAACUUUAAAAAGUAUCUCUCUGAUAUCAACCCAAUGGUACAAGAGAAAGUAUUGGAUACUCUUUCAGCAUUUAUAGAUAGAUGUGAUGUUGUUAAAACAUUUGCACCUUCAUUUGUACCUACACUGGUAGAGAAAUGUUUCUCUUCUACUCGUCCAAAGGUUAAGGAUAAGACUGUUGAUGUUCUCAUUGCUACUAUCGAAGCAGAUUCACCCGAGCCAGUAAUUGAGAAUCUACUGAAGGGAACAACCAGCAGCUCACUCAAGGUAUCGGUUGCAUCACUUAUCGCACUUAGAGAAUCAUUAAAAACAUUUGGACCAAAAGUUAUAAAUAUAAAGAGUAUAAUGAAACAGUAUCAACCAUGGUUUGAAAACAGAGAUAAGAAUGUCAGAGAGGAAGCAAGUAACCUUAUCGUCGAGGUAUAUCGAUGGAUGAAACAAGGAUUAUUACCAUUGUUGGAUAGUUUAACACCAAUACAAUUAAAAACAUUAAAUGAACAAUUUGAAAAGUUACCAGGUGAUCCUGCUGUUCCAUUGAAAUAUAUGAGAUCUGAAGCUGCCAAAGCACAAGCUGCCGCUGCAAAGAGUGCUAAAGGAGGAGCGGUAGUUGUUGAAGUUGAAGAAAUCGAUCCAUAUUCAAUGAUCGAUGCAGUUAAUAUUCUAUCAAAGAUUGGACCAGAGUUCUACGAGGGUAUGGAGUCAAAGAAGUGGCAAGAGCGUCAGGCUCAAGUCGAUAUGUUGGUAGAUCUCUUGAAUUCAUCACCCAAGAUUGAGAAUGGUGAUUUUAGAGAGUUGGUGAGCGUUCUCAAGAAGACACUGAGUGACACCAACGUCAUGAUUGUUACCAAGGCUAUCGUUGCCAUCGGACUCAUGGGUGAGGGUCUACGUAAUCACUUUACACAGUUUGUCAAGGGUAUGGUCAUUCCAAUUAUGGAGCGUUACAAAGAAAAGAAACCACAGGUUGUUCCAGCCGUACACACCACUAUGAAUCAACUGGUCAGUCGUUGUGUUGGAAUCUCUGAUAUCAUCGACGAACUUAUUGCACUCAUGGCAAACAAAGUUGCACAAAUCAAGAUUGAAACACUCAACUUCCUACACAAGGCAAUGUCCACCACAAAGAAACCACAGGACAUCACCAAAGUUGCCAAGCAGCUUGCCAAGUCGAUGAUGGACUGCUUGAAUGACACCGCAGAGCCAGUGAGAGAUGCUGCCGCCAAGACAUUUGCAUUGUUUUCCUCGAUCAUUGGUGAGCGUGGAAUGGCUCCAUACUUUAACCAGUUGGAUCCAAUCAAGUUGAAGAAAGUCAAGGACUUGAUGCCAACUGCACCCACUCCAGUUGCGGCAUCGGCAGGUGAGCCUGACGACGACGAGCCAGCUUCAUCAUCAAAGAAGCCUGCAUCGAAAUCAUCAACCUCUGCAAAAUCAACUACAACAACCACCACCACAACUACCGCUUCAUAUGGUGGUGGAUUAGACGACCUCGCAGCCAAGCUGAGCAAGACUAUUCCACGUGAGAUCCUCAGUGGUCUUGAAAGUCAGAAUCUAAACGAUCGUGCCGACUCUACCAAGAAGAUAUUGGAUAUCGUUCAGUCCAGUGCAACUGAUUGUGCCGAUACAUUGAUACAAUACCUCCAAGAGAAACCAGGUUGGAAGGAAGCCAACUUCCAGGUUAUGAAUAACAUGCUGGCAAUCAUAGGACAGUUGGCCAACUCUGACUCUACUUUUACCAAACAGACAAUUACCAAUUGUGUUGGUCCCAUCAUUGAGAAGCUAACAGAUGUCAAACUAAAAGACACUGCCAAUUCAACUCUAUCCUCCAUAUGCGAAGCUGUCUCACCACAAGUUGUAUUCCAACUCAUCUACCCGGUUGCCCUGAACAACAAGAAUGCAAAGCUCACAGAAUCAGCAUUGGCAUGGAUGGCAGUCGCAUUGGAGGAGUUUGGCGUUCAAUGUUUCAACUAUAAACCACUCUUUGAUUUUUUGAAGGGUUGUUUAGAGUCGAUCUCCACACCAGUAAAGACCUCUGCCAUCAAGGUUCUUUGUGUACUUCGUAUUGCAAUUGGAUCAGCGGUAUUCGACUAUGUUGCUGAUAUUAAGCGUCAGAUCCUCGACACUAUCGAUAAGGAGUUCAGUAAGAUCAAAGAUCAGCGUCCACCAGCUGCAUCACGUCAAUCGCGUGUAGAAAAUGAAAUCCCUAGAACCGACAUCAGCUCGAAACUAGGUGGUAUCAUCCUUACAAAUUUGAGUGAUAAUGAUUGGAAACAACGUCAAGCUGCACUCGAAGAGAUUGAGCGUUUUGUUGUUGACGCCAAUCUUAAACUCCAACCAAAGUUGGGUAACCUUGUCAGUUGUCUAGCCAAGGGAUCUCUCACCGAUAAGAACCAAAAAGUUAUCACGACUACUUUGACAUUAAUUAAUAUGUUGACAACAGCCGUUGGUCCAUCGUUUGACAAAUCCGCCAAAAUGCUAUUACCAGGUGUCCUGGCGCUAUUGGCCGACGCCAAGAAACCACUCCGUGAUUCCGCACUCGCCACCAUGACUAUUAUUGCCGAGGAACUUGGUACUGACAUUGUUUUGCCUGCACUUGCUACUCUCUUGCUCCAAGAAUCUGCAACCAGUCGUAAGGAUGCACUAACUUGGGCAGUCGCCAACGUCGGUAAUGCAAAGUCGACACCAGAGAUGACGCAACUGGCCAAACCAAUUAUUGCCUGUCUCCAAGACAAGAAUGCCGAGGUACGUGCCAACUCUGAACAACUGCUCUCUAUCAUCGCCAGUGUCGUUCCAGCCGAUGCUUUCAAGAAGGAAAUGAGAGAUGUCAAACCAGCCAAUCAACCAAAUAUGCAAGCAAUCAUCGAUCGCCAUUAUAUUUCCACCAAGAAAGCUGGCGCUGCCGCAGCUGUUGCCAAACAGCCAGUAGCUAAGCUGUCGCCAUCACGUACUUCCACUGGAAAGAGCAAUACUACCACCACUACCACAAAUAACUCACCAUCGAGAAUCUCCACAACAAAACUACAAUCUCCACAACCUGUCGUUGAACCAUCUGGUGACAUUAUACUUUACGAUGCAGCUGGCAAAGCCACCAGACAAAAGGCAAGUCAAGGACAAUCAUUCUACAUCCAAGAGACCGAAGAAAUAGUUGAGUUCCUCCAGGAGCAAGUUUGUCAGUGUUUCAGUGAGGAGUUUGCCAACAUGAUGUUCUCUGCCAAUCCAACCCACCAACAGCAAGUCGUAGAUCUUCUGGCAUCCAUUGAUUCCGAGAACUUUGAUUUACUUGCCAGUGUUUUAGACGUCGUAUUCAAAUGGUGCUCGUUCAAGCUAUUCGACGUCGGUGCAUCUUCACUCAGACGUACCACCAAAUUGAUUGAAAUUGUCGCCUCCAACAUGAAGGAAUUGGAAUACUAUCUCAGUGACUAUGAAGCUGGAUGCAUAGUUCCGGUCAUCUCUGAAAAACUGGGAACAUCCAACGAAACAUUCAAACAAAUGUUACGUCCAUGUCAAAGAAUACUUUCCGAAGUGACACCUCCCAAUUCUUUCUUUAAGUACACAUUGGAAACCACCGCCAAAACCAACAAUUGGCGAACUAGAGUCGAAGGUAUCACUGAAAUGGGCAACAUUAUUAAUCAACAUGGUCCAGCGGUUGCUGGAAAUCAACUAAAACCGGUAGUUGCUGUCAUGGCUAAAGUUCUGAGCGAUCGCGAUCCCGCCCAGAAGCAAGCCGCCAUCAAUUCACUCUCCCAAUUGCAUGCGCACAUCGGAGAUGAAAUCUGGAAAUAUCUUACCGUUCUCAGUCCAGCCGAUCGCCAACAACUCGAACAGAUUUUCGGACAAUCCAAUCAAUCUCCCAACAGAUCACAGCACCAAUCACAAAUGCAAUCAGCGAGUGGCUCAUCAGAUGACGAAGAGACCAAUAUUAUCAUCGAGUAUUUGGAGUUGCUUAAGAACUUCUCAGAGCAAACAAUCGAUACUGUUGUGGAGCUGCUCAAGAUGCUAUCGAAUCUCAUAGCCGGUACACAAUCCACCACCUUUGCCGAGAAAUUUUUGUAUUAUAAUGAAGAGUAUCAAAUGGUACUUACUACCAUUCUCACCAGUAUUUUCCCACGUGUAUUCAACGACCAAUCUAUCUUUAGAUUGUGUAAAUAUCUAAUACAUACCAUCAUCACCAUCUAUUCCCACGAUCUCAUUGCUAAAAAGUCAUCGGUGCGUGCACUUCAAUCAGUCUUACGCGAGUCCAUCACUCUGCUGGUGAGCCAGCCAAGUUUGCCACAGAAACAAGACGAUCUCGAUUGGGUUACCAAAGCACUCAACCAAGUGUUACUACGUACUCUCCAAAAGAGUGAUCCAACUACCUUGUUCUCUGUUCUACUGAGAAUGAUCACAGAGACUCGUGUUACCGAUCAAAAGAAUGACAAGUACAACGACCUGUUACUGCGUUGUCUGCUUCGUGCCACCAAGUCUUUGAAGGGUGCCAACUCUCCAAUAGAAAUCGACAUGGGUGUUGUACUCUUGGAGAUCAGCAACUACGAGAGAACACCAGGUCCAGAUGAUUCAACUAAAAAGACAACAAGGACACUCACUGCCGAACUUAUCAAUAUCAAUCAAGCGCAAGUAGUUCAGUUCUGCAAGAAGUUGGUCGCCUCCAACCAAUCACAACAACACUCCCAACUGUUUGCGCUACUUGAAGAUCUUAUGGGUGGAAAAGCAACUUUUGAAAAAUUGGUUGGUGUACCACAGUCACGUGGCGAGCAGGUCACUGUCAAGUCAGUCAAACCCAAACAACAACAACAACAACCACAACCUGUCCAUGAGGAGCUAGAUAUUGCACAACUUGGAGUAGCACCACUGGCAACUCCAGAGAUUCUUCAACAACCCAAUUUGACCAUUCCAAAGAUUGCUCCUGCACCAACCAAGACUACUUCAACUCUCGACCAGCAGAUGUCAACCGUAGACAAGUCACCACGCAACUACACAUGCUCCUCUACACUCGAAAAGAAGGAUCUGCUACAAGACAUCUUUAAGAAGGUAGGCAACAAAGAGAGGACCACCGAAGGAUUGUACGACCUUUACUAUUUCAAGAAGCAAUAUCCCGACUACGAUAUCUCCCACAACCUCAGCCAGACAACACUCCCAUUCCAGAGCUACAUCACAAGAAACCUUCAAAAGAUAGCGACCGAACUCGAAUCCAACAAAACAAAAGAAGCACCGGAACAGGCUGUCAACUACCACGAGAAACUCAGAGACAUACAAAACACAAUGCAUCACCAACAACAACAGCAACUCGAUGACAGCACUGGAAGCAGCAAUAGCUCAAUGAAAGAGUCGAACCAACUGACAGCAUCUGCAGCACUCAAUACACUGCAAAGACUACGUGGUUACACCAAUCAAAACAACAACAACACUGCCAGUGACAGUAAUGCGCCAACAACGACCACCACCACAUUACCAAGCACAACAUCGAGGACGACCACCUCGACCACCACUGGUACAGGUGCCACCGGUUCACAAGAUUUAACAGCAACAGUAGCAUCUUUAAGACAACGAUUAGCACACAUCAAAGAAACAUCAAGAUCCAAUGAAUAA